Messenger RNA from Hymenoscyphus albidus, 460 nucleotides. Lineage: Eukaryota; Fungi; Ascomycota; Leotiomycetes; Helotiales; Helotiaceae. The record is from the annotation of a GenBank genome assembly.
AUGCCAUGCCAUGGAAAACGGCGUGUUCUCGAGGUGGCGAUAAGUCCCCACAAUUUCCUGCGCCACCCGUUAACGCCACAAACGAGGGGUACAUAUCCCAUCCCACGUCACAUCCCUCCUCCCAACUACCUACCCUCUCUCCUUCAACAAAACCAAAAACACUACUCAACAAACCCCCCAACAAAAAAAAACAUCAAUAUCGCUCCAAGCCCUCCGAGCUCACAAGAAAGCCCAUAAACAAAUUCAAGGAAAACGCCAAAUCCAAAGACAGCAACUAAAAAUGCCCUCCCAAACCUCCUCAUCAUCUCAGGAGAAAUCCGCAACUGAACCGAUAACCAUGGAAGACAAGGAGACCCCGAAAGGCAGCGGCGAGUCGAAGACGGAGGAAGAGAAAGAGGCUGAGAGGUUGUAUGAGGAGCGGAUUGAGGAGGAGUAUGCGAAGAGGGAGGGUGGUGCGUGA